Messenger RNA from Vombatus ursinus (common wombat), 1376 nucleotides. RefSeq lists its product as uncharacterized. The transcript has 5 exons. The record is from RefSeq and is a predicted model, not a curated record. The coding region runs from base 1 to 645 and encodes 214 amino acids. NCBI's taxonomy places the organism in Eukaryota, Metazoa, Chordata, Mammalia, Diprotodontia, Vombatidae.
AUGGAAGCUGAUGAGAUCACUGAGCAAGAAGAAGGCCUAGUGUUAGGGGCGGUCGGCCCUAGACGCCUGAGUGGCAGGUUUCGCCCUCGGGGCGGAUUGGGGUGGCCACCCGGAAGACAGACCCUAUAUAGACCAACGCCCCAGCUUGCUCGGGGGAUUCCUCCUCCCUGCCUGCCAUCCCCCGGGGAGGGAAUCCGGAGACGUCCGAAGCGGAACCCACCGAGAGGAGCUCGCUCGGGGUCCGGCAAUAGAACCGGACAGCUGGCGCCUGAACAGGGACCUCCGUCCCCGCCGAGCGAGAUCGUGGUCCCCAGUGGCUACCUACGAAAAACACAAGAUUGUGCACCGACGAACCGACGAAGAAGGAGACACCGUCAAAAGAGGAGGCGUCGGAAGAACCGCACGGAAAAGAAAAGGAGAAUGGAUAAGUUGAUGUUGCUCCUGGGGCUGCUUGGCAGCCUCCAGGGCAUCUGGUGUGGGGACCCGAGUUUAACACAACAUCGAAAACUGAGGUGUACUUCAUGGAUGGAUUCCCCGGACCCUACUUUCCUGCCCCCGUACCACACGUGCUGCAUAACGCCACCCUGCAGACGCAACUCCACCUGUGGAAGGCCGCCGCUGCUUUCGGAGAGGUCAUCCACAUGACGGACAAUUCCGCCCCUUUAGCGGAUAAUGCCACGAUCAACCGAGCGUGGUUUGACCGCCUCUUUAAAGAAGGAUACACAUGCACCGAACACCUUCACAAGGGACACUGCAACAACUUCACAAUUCAUACACAAACUGUCCGAAAUAUGGACAUGUUCCUCCUCUGUGAGAAUGCCACCAUAACUAACACCUCCCUUGGGCUUAACGUGACUUGCCCAAAUGGGGGGAAGCUCACCAACACACUCAUGUCCAUCAACAUAACUAAUGAGACCCGGGUGUUCGUGCUCACGACACCCCCUCUGACCUUCUUGCCGGUAGGAACGGACAAGCCUUUUGCCGACUCGGAUUUCUUUCGGGCUGUCCUGAACCGGGGUAAGAGGGGCUUUGAAGUGACUGCUGUGGACUUCAUUGGGCUAGUGGCCAGUCUGAUAGAACAAGUGGAGAUUAGCACCCUCUACAAGCGAGUAGGCCUAGUCGAAGAUAAUCUUAGGGAUUUUAUGCAGCUCACAACCAAGGCCUGGAUUGCCCAACAAGACAUUAAUAAAUUGGUGACCAUAGAAUUGUCGGCCCUUACAUCGGCCGUGCAAGCCUUAGCCACCCUCAUACAGGUUAACUCCGUGCUAGAGGGCCUCCCUUGCCAUCAUGUACUACCCAGGCCAAUGUGCAUGACGGCCGCCGUGCACAACGCAUCCAGGGAGCUGGAUGAGGCAAUCCGGACCUUGAAUGAGCAU